AUGCAGGGCAGCAACUACAUCAAAUACAGUCCCAAGUGGAUUCAUCAAAGUAAUCUAACUUUCUGGACCUCCUUGGAUUCUCAAAGAGAUCUCUUGAUUGUCACCAAGAAUUCUUAUACUGUAUGUGAUUGCCAGUGUGCCGGAUUGUCCUCCUUAACCACUGAUCUGAAUUUAUCCAAACGGACAAAGAACAAGUUUUGCAGAAUGAGUGAUAAAUUUCUGUCCCUCGAAGAUGAUGAGGACUAUGGUGGAAGUGGUGACAUCUAUAAUAUUGAAUCUGAACACCAAGAUAAGUACGAGGGCUGGGCUAAAUAUUUUGGAACGACAGGUGAUGAUUUAACACGAAACAUUAUCAAUAUCUUCAUCGCCAUGAUCUGCAGUCUAGGCCUGGUGGGAAAUGGGGUGACAAUUUAUCUCCUGGUCUACUCCAUUAAGAGGAAUUCUUUCACCACUUACAUCCUGAACCUUUCCAUCGCUGAUUUCGGGGUCCUCGCCUCCCUUGUUAUUGCCAUUAUAUUCGUGACGGUUCUAACUCUGCAGAAAGAAUUCGAUCGUCUGUUUGUCCUUUUCUUGGUGUUUUUCGAGUUCUUUUCCUUCGCCUAUUCUGCCAGCCAGUUUCUCCUCACCGCCAUCAGCCUGGAUAGAUGUGUGGCUGUCUUUUUGCCAAUCUGGCAUCGCUAUCAUCGUCUGCCGUAUUUGCCCACCCUGGUUUGUGGCUUCAUCUGGAUCCUCUCCUUCCUGCUCUCUGUGGCGCACUUCAUUCUGCACUGGAGCUGGAACUUUAAACGUUCCCCUUUCCUUUACCAGCUUGCUGUAAAUGGUUUACUUUGUACGCCUCUCAUGAUUGUGUCCACCGUGACCCUCUGGAUUCACAUGAGGAGAUCUAAACGGCAACGCAAUCAAAGGAGGCUGCUCACCACCAUCUUGCUGGCUCUCCUUUGCUUCCUCCUGUUUUCUCUCCCAAUGAAUGUCUUUUGUGUUGUUGACUAUUUUGAUUCCUAUAAUCUCCUGCUCAUGACCAUCGGGAUGGGAUGUGCCGCUCUUAACAGCAGCAUUAACCCACUCCUUUAUUUCUUAGUCGGGAGGAAGCAGAGACAAAAGGAGCGGCCCAAAACAUCUUACAAGAUUGCUCUGGAAAAUGUCUUCAGGGAUGAGCAAGGAAGCCCAGAAGCCCAGGAAACUGUGACGGAAGACCAGUUGUGA
Protobothrops mucrosquamatus (brown spotted pit viper) is the source of this 1203-nucleotide messenger RNA. RefSeq names its product mas-related G-protein coupled receptor member H-like. The transcript has 5 exons. NCBI's taxonomy places the organism in Eukaryota, Metazoa, Chordata, Lepidosauria, Squamata, Viperidae. Gene Ontology annotation, molecular function: G protein-coupled receptor activity. Gene Ontology annotation, biological process: G protein-coupled receptor signaling pathway. Gene Ontology annotation, cellular component: membrane. Bases 1 to 1203 code for a protein of 400 amino acids. The record is from RefSeq and is a predicted model, not a curated record.